Molecule: messenger RNA, 842 nt
Organism: Rhinichthys klamathensis goyatoka
Lineage: Eukaryota; Metazoa; Chordata; Actinopteri; Cypriniformes; Leuciscidae
Gene: mettl1
Product: methyltransferase 1, tRNA methylguanosine
Exons: 6
Coding region: 23-742 (239 amino acids)
Biological process (GO): tRNA methylation; RNA (guanine-N7)-methylation
Cellular component (GO): tRNA methyltransferase complex
Molecular function (GO): tRNA (guanine(46)-N7)-methyltransferase activity
Source: RefSeq, a predicted model, not a curated record
GCUUUCGCGAGCACGAGCAGCGAUGAGUGUGUCGAUGCCGCAGAAGCGCCACUACCGGCAGCGCGCGCACUCCAACCCCAUGGCCGACCACACCUUCCAGUACCCGGUGUGCCCGCAGGAGAUGGACUGGGCUCAGCUGUACCCGCACUUCUUCCGCGAGGGGUGUGUGAGCGCGCGGGUGGAGUUCGCGGACAUCGGCUGCGGGUACGGAGGACUUCUGGUUCAGUUGUCAGAGCUCUUCCCCGACCGGCUGAUCCUGGGUUUGGAGAUUCGUGUGAAAGUGUCCGAUUACGUGCAGGACCGCAUUCGCUCGCUGCGAUCGGCAGAACCGGGCCGGUACCAGAACAUCUCCUGCCUGCGCAGCAACGCCAUGAAGUACCUGCCCAACUUCUUCACCAAGGGACAGCUCAGUAAGAUGUUCUUUCUCUUUCCGGAUCCACACUUCAAGAAAACCAAACACAAGUGGCGCAUCAUUAGCCCUACGCUACUGGCGGAGUACGCGUACACACUCCGGGUCGGGGGAUUAGUGUACACUAACACUGAUGUGGAAGAGGUGCACGACUGGAUCGUCACACACUUCAGGGAUCAUCCUCUCUUCUCCAGAGUGCCGGACGAACAACUGGCUGAUGACAUCAUCAUCGGUCACCUGGGCACGUGCACGGAAGAGGGAAAGAAGGUUCAGAGAAACGGAGGCAAAAACUUUUUAGCAGUUUUCCGCCGAGUGGAAGAUCCCAAGACGUGAGGCUCCGAAGUGGCGGAAGAGAAGAUCUUUUACAGCAACUGAUUGUCAAUCCAGCAUGUACAAUACUUUUUCUAAAUCUGAAUAAACAUGGAUCUUGACA